AUGGCCAGUUGGUACGAGACGAAUAACGAGAAAAGAGAUGAUCUCGGGGGCUGGUGGUACAUUUACGUCGACCAGAUCGUCAACGGCAAGGCGGUCGAGACGCUGCAGGAGGCCUUCGGUGAGGCCGGUACCAAGUUCCAGGCUGGCCAACGGGGCUGUAUUCGAUCGGGCUCGGACACGUUCGGUAAGCUCAAGGACAACCCUUUCAUGAAGAGUGCCGAAACCAUGCUGGAGAUGUACGAGGACGCGAUGGACAAGGCGGAGAUUGGUCAGGUCGUUGCGUGGGGCGGAACGAAGAGCGCGAAAGACAUCAGCAUGUUGAUUUUUUUCAAGCGCUAG
Messenger RNA from Anthostomella pinea, 339 nucleotides. The record is from the annotation of a GenBank genome assembly. Lineage: Eukaryota; Fungi; Ascomycota; Sordariomycetes; Xylariales; Xylariaceae.